AGAGAGUGAGAGAGGCGGGCACAGGCAGCGGUAGCACUUGGUUUUGUUGUUAUCAUCUUUCAUUUCUUAGGGUUCACAUUUUCCCUCCUUUCUCUCUCUUUCUCACACUCUUUCCCUUUCAAUUUCAUUUUGCUUUAACCUAACCGCGUUUUUUCCUCCUCUUUUUCUCAGAACUCAAACCUUAAUUCCCAAAGCGACCAAAAGGAUUUGGUUUUAAGUGGGUGCAAGGGGAGUAGACAAGCAGGGGAACCAACCCAAGCCCACUAGUGGAACGGAUUAUAAGUUGCAAUUGCAAACAAUUGCGAGUGUUUGCAUUGUAGAGAGCAGGGUGGUUAGGGUUAGAAUAAAUUGAGUGUGGAUGGGGAAAGAGGAGGAAGAGAUGCGGGGUGAGAUAGAGGAACGACUGAUAAAUGAAGAGUACAAGAUAUGGAAGAAGAACAGUCCUUUCCUGUAUGAUCUGGUCAUUACGCAUGCCCUCGAAUGGCCUUCUCUCACUGUGGAGUGGCUUCCUGACCGCCAUGAACCCCCUGGCAAAGAUUACUCUCUCCAGAAGGUCAUCUUGGGCACCCACACUUCUGAGAAUGAGCCCAAUUACCUCAUGCUGGCCCAGGUCCAACUCCCCCUUGAUGAUGCUGAGAACGAUGCUCGCCACUAUGAUGAUGACCGCCCUGACAUUGGUGGCUUUGGCUGUGCCAAUGGAAAGGUUCAGAUCAUCCAGCAGAUCAACCACGAGGGUGAGGUUAACAGGGCUCGCUAUAUGCCCCAGAACCCCUUCAUCAUUGCGACAAAGACUGUUAGUGCUGAGGUUUAUGUCUUUGAUUAUAGCAAGCAUCCCUCUAAGCCCCCUCUUGAUGGGGCCUGUAACCCUGAUUUGAGGCUUAGGGGUCAUAAUACUGAAGGUUAUGGCUUGUCCUGGAGUAAGUUCAAGCAGGGCCACUUGCUUAGCGGUUCUGAUGAUGCUCAGAUUUGCUUGUGGGACAUUAAUGGCACUCCCAAGAAUAAGUCCCUCGAUGCAAUGCAAAUUUUUAAGGUACACGAAGGUGUUGUGGAAGACGUGGCUUGGCAUUUGAGGCACGAGUACUUAUUUGGUUCUGUUGGUGAUGAUCAAUACUUGCUGAUAUGGGACCUUCGAACGCCAGCUGCCAGCAAGCCUGUCCAAUCUGUUGUUGCUCAUCAAAGUGAGGUUAACUGUUUGGCUUUCAAUCCCUUUAACGAAUGGGUUGUUGCUACUGGAUCUACGGAUAAAACUGUGAAGUUGUUUGAUCUGCGGAAGAUCAGUAGUCCACUGCACAUCUUUGAUUCUCACAAGGAAGAGGUUUUCCAGGUUGGCUGGAAUCCAAAGAAUGAGACUAUCUUGGCUUCUUGUUGUCUGGGUAGGAGACUCAUGGUGUGGGAUCUUAGCAGGAUUGAUGAAGAGCAGUCACCAGAAGAUGCCGAAGAUGGUCCACCAGAAUUGCUGUUCAUUCAUGGUGGUCAUACAAGCAAAAUAUCUGACUUUUCCUGGAAUCCAUGUGAAGAUUGGGUUGUUGCUAGUGUCGCUGAAGACAACAUUCUUCAAAUAUGGCAGAUGGCAGAGAACAUAUACCAUGACGAAGAUGAUCUGCCAGAAGAGUCGACGAAGCCAUCCUAAUGUAAUUGUUCUCAUGAUAUUAGCCUUAGUCUAGUGUGGAAUAUAGGUUCAUUGUCGUGGACUAUGGGAGCUUUUCCAUGUUCUACUCGUGCUGUUACUUCGUUUUUCAC
Messenger RNA from Cajanus cajan (pigeon pea), 1740 nucleotides. The record is from RefSeq and is a predicted model, not a curated record. NCBI's taxonomy places the organism in Eukaryota, Viridiplantae, Streptophyta, Magnoliopsida, Fabales, Fabaceae.